AUGGAUUCCUCAAAGCCCGCACUCGAUCUGGAGAGGGAGUUGACGUGCUCUAUAUGCACCGAGCUGCUUUACCAGCCCCUGACUCUGCUCGACUGUCUACACACGUACUGCGGUGCCUGCUUGAAGGACUGGUUCUCUUUCCAAGCACAGCAGGCCGAGAACUCACCGACCCCGCCCGCACCAGGGACAAACAUCUUCACCUGCCCGUCAUGUCGUGCGCCGGUUCGCGAUACGAGGCACAAUGCCACCGUCGCCACUCUUCUCGACAUGUUUGUGGCUGCGAACCCGGAAAGGAGGAGAUCCGAAUCCGACGUGGCGGAAAUGGUGAAGAAGUACAAGCCGGGUGAUCAGGUGCUGCCCGAAGUCAAGAUUCCCGAGAGAACGCCGGAAGAGAGGCGCGCAGACGAGGAAGAGAGGAGGUUGCUGGAAGAUGUGCGGGAGAUGAGCCUCAGAGACGCUGGAGUAGACUCUUUCUCGGGACAUCGACAUCGACGGCGGAGAGAGGACAGUAGCUCUGCCGAUGGACGAACCAGGCGGAGCCGGGAUCACAGUCGGGAUAGUCGCCAUACCCAUAGACACGAGGGCAGUCGGAGACCGCGAGACGACGAAGGGAGGUCUACUGGGGACCAGCUGCAGCCGGACUCGAGGUCGGGCGAGCAAAGGAGACGGCGGAGGAGUGAGUCGAGACAGCGUGCCCAGGAGUCAUCUGACAUGAGGCGUCGGCAAAUCGAGCACCAGUCGUCACUCAGAUCACUCAUCAGCUCAAGCGAUUUGAGCGAGCGCGACGUUCAGAAGGAAAUCGAAGAUUUUGCUAGGCAGAUCCAGGAAGAGGGCUUGUUGGACGGGCUUGAUCUGGACAACAUCGACCUGAGCCGGAACGAUGAGCUGAGUCGAAAGAUUACGGAGGCCUACAGACGACGGCAACGGGAGCGAGAGCGCGCGAGGGCCGAGGGAACGAGGAGGAGGGAUACGAGUGGCCAAUCCAGGCACUCUCCAGAUCGCGUGCAGGAGAUCAGGUCAAGUGCAUCGGACACCAGCAGGCCCAGUAGCAGGCAACGGCCGCAUUCAAGGUCAACCAGUGCGACUGGUUUCCCCGAAGAUCGCAGCCGGCCGCCACUCUCACAGAGUGCCCUGCACCUCGAAGUUCGACCAGAGGAGAGGCGGCGACGGAGGCGAACCUCGAGCGGCGGUCGCAGCGCGACGACACCCCUUCCAGCAACGCAGUCCGAGACCCGUGUCACCACUCGGUCGCAGACCGAUCUGUCGUCACGAACACACUUUGGUGAAGCAGUCGCCCCGAGAACCGUCUUCACCGAGGCAAGAAGCUCGAGUACGCCAUCAGUACCUACCACGACGCAGUCGCCGACGACCACCACUUCGCCAGCACCGCGCGAGCUUACCUUUGCCAACCGCAUGACGAAUUCUUCUGCGUUGGUGUCUUCCAACUUUGCCGCGUCUCCGCCCAUCGAGCCGUUAUCGCCUAGGCUGCAGCGGCCAAACCGGCCGGCAGACUUGUCCAUCAUCAGCCAGGCAACUUCAGGUCCUGUCGGAUUGGGUUUGGGUUUGGGAAUCGGGAGUCCGACGACCCCUGGCCAUCAACGAACACGCUCGCAACUAUACCCCGAGCCCUCUAUUACGUGUUCCCGCUGCGCGAAGCAGCAUAUCGAAUACGACCUACACUACAACUGCGGCAUCUGCGCCAGCGGAAAUUGGAAUAUUUGCAUCGACUGUUACAGGUCGGGCAAAGGCUGCUUGCACUGGUUUGGCUUCGGGUACGGAGCGUGGGCCAAGUGGGAAAAGGCUCGACACACGGCACAUGAGGAUAUACCCAGACCACACAUGCUGACGGCGAAUCGUUACUUACAGCCCAAAAUCAUUCCGGGUGGAGCGGAAGGUAGGCGAACUCUCACGACCGACGAUCCGAUGAAGCGGCUGGAAAGCGGCAACUUCUGUGCUCGAUGCCAGGCCUGGGCGAACGAGUGCUUCUGGCGCUGCGACUUUUGCAACUUUGGCGACUGGGGGUUCUGCAAUAACUGCGUGAACCAGGGACGAUCAUGCACCCAUCCGCUUCUGCCUCUGACGUACCAGCCUCAGCCGUCACACACGCCGCCUGCCAGUCCCAGGUCGCCUCAACCGCCUCACGCGGCCGCUGUGCUGACGGGGCCUAACAUUCAUAACAUCGGCCCCUUCAAGCCCCUGACGUUCACGACGCGCUGCGACGUCUGUCAGGACCCUAUUUCUCCCAGCCACAGCCGAUAUCACUGCUUCACUUGCACCAGCUCCAUCGAGCCGGACACGCAACCCGGCGACUACGAUGUAUGCACAAAUUGUUACGCCAAUCUUGAAGCGCGCGAUCAAAUCAGUCCCGAGAACGGGCACGCGGGCUGGCGCCGGUGUCUCAACGGCCACCGCAUGAUCGUGGUCGGCUUCCGCGACGGGCCGGGCGGGCAGCUGCGGCACAUACUAUCCGACCUCGUGGGCGGUCGCAACCUCCGCAUCACGCAGUCGGAGGGCACCGACGACCAGGCCCCGCAGAAGUGGUGGUGGCACGAGGGCGGGCAGACGCGGGAGCGCUUUGUGACCAGGGACGUUGCGGCGGACGCACCCACGGGCGAGGGCCUCGCGCAGGGGUUCCCCGCGGACGGCGGAGUCGGUAUGAGGGCGACGGCGACGUGGGCGUGGUAUCCCAAGGCCGAAGACGAGCUGUUGUUCCCCAAGGGGGCCGAGAUCCGGGAGAUUGAGGACGUGAACGGGGACUGGUUUUUCGGGGUGUACAUGGGCGCGAAGGGAUUAUUCCCAUCGCCGUACGUGAGACGGCUUGAUGAUCAUGCAUGA
This is a messenger RNA of Colletotrichum fioriniae, 2835 nucleotides long. RefSeq lists its product as uncharacterized. NCBI's taxonomy places the organism in Eukaryota, Fungi, Ascomycota, Sordariomycetes, Glomerellales, Glomerellaceae. The record is from RefSeq and is a predicted model, not a curated record. Gene Ontology annotation, molecular function: protein binding; metal ion binding.